CACGACCCCGCAUCCAAGCAAGCAGCCGAGUCCGGCGACCUUGUCGUUAGCUCUCGGUGCCGGUAAGUCAAGGAAUUUUGGAUGCAUCUCUGCAGCUCCCAUCUCUCUCUAUCCAUCAAGGUCUACCUUCCGUUCCAGCAUAUCUACCAUCCCAUUCGCCAUGGCCCCCAACCUCCCGGAGAAGAUGCGAGCCGUUGUGUUCAAGGGUGAAUACCAAGUUGCUGUCGAGGACCGCCCCGUGCCCAAGAUCCAGAAGCCCACCGAUGCCAUCCUCCGCGUCACCUCCACCGCCCUCUGCGGCUCCGACCUGCACUUCUACCGCGGCCAUCUCAAGUGCCCGCCCAACUUCAUCUGCGGCCACGAGUUCGUCGGUGAGAUUGUGGCCAAGGGCGAUGAUGUGAAGAAGUUCAACCUCGGCGACAAGGUCGUCGUGCCCUUUUAUACCGCCUGCGGAGACUGCUUCUUCUGCGUGCGCGGACAGGCCAGUCGCUGCAGCAAGGGCGAGCUGUUCGGCAACAGCGCCCCCGCCAACACCAUUGACGGUGGCCAGGCCGAGUACGUGCGGUGCCCAUUGGCCGACACCACCUUUGUCAUCGCCCCCAAGGACAUUCCCGAGGAGAUGUUGGUCCUCAUGGCCGACAUCUUCCCCACCGGCUACUUCGCCGCCUCUCGCUACCUGAAGAACCUCAAUGACCGCGACCGGAAGGAGUACACCGUCGCCGUCAUUGGCUGUGGACCCGUAGGUCUUUGCGCCAUCACCUGUGCCUUGACCAUGGUCGAUCACGUCAUCGCCAUCGACUCCGUGCCGGAUCGUUUGGAAGAGGCGAAGAGAUUGGGUGCCAAGACGAUCAACCUUAACGACGACCCCGUCCCCAAGGUCAAGGAGGCGUCUGGAGGCCGCGGUGCCGACGUGAUCAUCGAGUGUGUCGGCCAUGCGGACGCGUGGAAUCUGGCCUUUGACAUGAUCCGCCCAUGGGGCGCUAUCAGCAGUAUUGGAGUGCACACCGAGAAAUGGGAGGUCAAUGGGCUUCUCCUCUACGGAAAGAACGUCAGCAUGGCCUUUGGCCGCUGCCCCGUUCGCUCCAUCUUCGAGGAUGCGCUCAAGCUGCUCGUGCAGGAGCAAAAGAAGGUUGCCUUCCUUUGCGGCAAGACCAUGUCGUUGGAGGAUGCGCCUCAAGCAUACAAGGACUUUGAGGCGAGAAAAGUGCAGAAGAUUGUCUUCAAGAUGAACCCCGAAGAGGCGGGGAAGAAGAUCGAAGAUGUGGUUUAGACACUUCUGGGGACGGCAAUUGAAUGCCAGAUCUUUGGUACAAUCUUGCUGACGGUAGACAGAUGUACAGAUUGUAUAUUUCCGGCACUCUUCUUUCAACCAAGUGGACGCUCUCCCAGGAGCUGAUCCGAUGAUUUGUUUCCCUUGCUGGGAUUGUUGGGUGCCUGCAGAAUG
Neohortaea acidophila is the source of this 1444-nucleotide messenger RNA. Its product is annotated as chaperonin 10-like protein. The record is from RefSeq and is a predicted model, not a curated record. The coding region runs from base 161 to 1270 and encodes 369 amino acids. Lineage: Eukaryota; Fungi; Ascomycota; Dothideomycetes; Mycosphaerellales; Teratosphaeriaceae. Gene Ontology annotation, molecular function: zinc ion binding; oxidoreductase activity. The transcript is spliced from 3 exons.